This is a messenger RNA of Bipolaris victoriae FI3, 747 nucleotides long. RefSeq lists its product as hypothetical. The record is from RefSeq and is a predicted model, not a curated record. The coding region runs from base 1 to 747 and encodes 248 amino acids. Lineage: Eukaryota; Fungi; Ascomycota; Dothideomycetes; Pleosporales; Pleosporaceae. The transcript is spliced from 3 exons.
AUGUCGGAAACAGCAGCUGGACUAUCAAAUUGGUUGUCAACUACGGCACUAGCAUGGGGGCUUGUAUGCAUGAUUGAGCGGCACGAAGAUGUAGCGCGAGAGCAUGCCGAUAUCCAGCGACGAGUAGAUGAAACGAAGACUCUGCUACGUACCGCGGGCACUGCAAUAGUCAAACGGUCAAGUAAAAUGUGGGAGCAGUGGGACAAGUGCUGCUCACUAGCGUUUAGCUUUUUCUUUGAGCAUGUCGAGAAAGUACCAUACGCAUAUGUGGACUUUGCAAGUCAACUUUACGAGUAUCUCAAACUACCAGACGUACCGGUUGAAUUUGAUUUUCAUAGUGAAGACACAGAUAAUGUCGUUGCUCUGUAUGAAGCAGGGAGAGCGGCAUCGUACACUAAUCACCGCUCUAGUAUCUUUCCAAGUGUAUUCUGUUACAUGCUAGUUCAGAGAGCCACGCAGUCAAUGCCUAUCCCACCCACGCAGCCAGUGCCGAUACCAUCUCUGCAGCCAGCGUCCAUCCCGUCCCAACAACCAGCGCCUGACCCAUCUCCGGAGCGAGGUCUGGUACCGCCCUUGCACCCAAGACGUGUCUCAAGCCAGCAGAGAAGUCUAGUACCGCCUCUUCAGCGAGGCCUAGCCCCACCUCUACAGCGAAAAUUUAUCCUGUCUCUGCAGCCAGCACUUGCCUCGCCCAAACAGGCAGCCCCAGCUAUAGACCAAGAGCAUCCCAAAGACCAAAGUUCCUAG